Molecule: messenger RNA, 1980 nt
Organism: Gasterosteus aculeatus aculeatus (three-spined stickleback)
Lineage: Eukaryota; Metazoa; Chordata; Actinopteri; Perciformes; Gasterosteidae
Product: homeobox protein Hox-B6a
Biological process (GO): anterior/posterior pattern specification; regulation of transcription by RNA polymerase II
Cellular component (GO): nucleus
Molecular function (GO): RNA polymerase II cis-regulatory region sequence-specific DNA binding; DNA-binding transcription factor activity, RNA polymerase II-specific
Source: RefSeq, a predicted model, not a curated record
CCCCCUCGCCCUCACCCUCCUCACCCCACUCCUCCCGAUCUGCGAUAAACUAAGUGAUAGCAGCAGCCCGUCGGACUGUCGGCUAUAAAGCACAACAAAUCAUAAAGUGCAGGCAGGGGAAGGCAGAGGAAGGAGAACGGGAGGGAAAGCCGUUAGCCGCUAGCCUCUUCUACUCCUCCUCCCUCUUCUUCUUCUUCAUCAUCGCGUUAGCGUGGAUGUUGUGUUUGUUCCGUGUCUUCCUGUCCUCCCCUCUCCUCUUCUUCUCCUCUUCUCUCUUCUCCUCCUUCUUCUUCUAUCUUACUUCCUCCCGAUGAGUUCCUAUUUCGUCAACUCCACUUUCCCGGUAACGCUACCGGGGACGGGUGCCGGCGGGCAGUCGGCGGAGUCGUUCCUGGGUCAGAUCCCGCUUUACUCGUCGGGAUACGCCGCCGACCACCCGCUCCGGCACUACUCGGGGGCCGCCGCCGUCUCCGCCGCCGCCACGGCGUACGGCGCGAGCAGCGGCGUCGUUCACCAGGAGAAACCGUACCCCGCGCCCUCGUACUACCAGCAGGCGGCGAACGGAGCAUACGGUGCGCACCGGGCGGCGCAAGGGGUCGUUGGAGCUGGCGCUUGCGACUACGCGGUGGCGGCAGCGGCGGCGGCUGCGGCGGCCACGAGCUUUUACCGGGACAAGGAGCACGCGUGCACCCUGGAGGAGCAUCAGCUCGCUAUGAGCCAGGAGGGAAUGCACCGUAAAGUUGAGUGCGCGGGGCUGAGUGGGAAAGGGGUGUUCGGCGAAACGAUGGACGACAAGCUACCGUCGUCAGCCCCUAUUUAUCCGUGGAUGCAGCGGAUGAACUCCUGCAACGGGACCUUCGGCAGCCCCGGGAGGCGCGGACGGCAAACGUACACGCGCUACCAGACGCUCGAGCUGGAGAAGGAGUUCCACUUCAACCGGUACCUCACGCGGCGGCGACGCAUCGAGAUCGCGCACGCGCUCUGCCUCACGGAGCGGCAGAUUAAGAUCUGGUUCCAGAACCGGCGGAUGAAGUGGAAGAAGGAAAACAAGAUGAUCAACUCCUCCUCGUCGUCGUCCUCCUCUUCCUCCACGGCGAACGGCACGGAGGAAGAGGAGAAACGGGCGGAGUGAAAGUGGAGAAGAAAAAGACUGAGAAGAGAGGAAGAUGGAAGGAAAAGACAUGUUGAUCCCUUCCCCUUCCUUUUCCCGUCUCAAAGUUCGUCCAGGCGCGUGUCUGAUGUGAAAACUCUGGGAGAAAUGAACGCAGCCUACAUGAUACUAUAAUUAUUUCCAUUUUAUUUUUUUACAGCAGGCGGAAAAUAUUCUUUUUAUCUAUGUGGUCUGAACGUUGGAUUUCAUUCGCACAGAGGACAGAUACAAAUUAGAAAUGGGAGACAAUAACUGCAAAACGAGAGCAGUGGGCUCCCGAAGAGUGUUUAAACAUACAGCAAACAAAUAACCCGCCACCGAAUGGGGAGAAACUGACUACUCAGUAAGAGAAACCGGCCUUCUGAAUGUGCUCUCAUUUCAUAAUACUCAAAAUGUAACCCCUGUCCACCAAGCACUUGCUUUCGAAAUAUUUAGGAACCCACUGAUUAUAAUUUAAUAUUUUAUAAGUGUUGAAUUAUACCCGCGGUUAAACGCGCAGGCAAGCUCACGCGCCGACGUGGAGGAGAACGAGCUAUUGGAGAUGUGUAUGUAAUGUUUUCAUAUUUAUGUACAGAAACAAGCAAUCAUCUUGCACGGUGAAAAUAAUGUCAUGUUGGGGUCAGGGAUAAGGGGUAAUUUAAUCUUUCGAGGGGUUUUCCAGUAUUGGGGGGGAGGGGUGUUAUCCUACUGAUGUUGUUCUCCAGACUACCUAAAAAAACCUUCAGGAAAGUGUAUAUUUUAUGAAUUUUUACAUUGUUUAUGUUAGUGUUUUUGUCAAGUCAUUGCAUAUUCUACCUAUGAGACAUGUUCAAUAAAAUGUAAAGUAGAAA